GCGUUCUUCUGAGAUUCAGGGAGCAGCAAGUCGGCGUUUCGGCCGACAUCGAACAGAUGUACCAUCAGGUGGCGGCAGUGAAGGACGAUCAGCCGGCACUCAGCUUUCUUUGGCGAGAUUUGGACACCACCCGGCCUCCUGAUGUGUACCAAAUGGACCGUAUUAUCUUUGGAGCCCGGUGCUCACCGGCUUCGGCAUCGUAUGCUCUUCGCAAGACCGCCAAUGACAUGGCGGCUGACACUGACUCGGACAGAGCGGCGACAGAAGCGGUCCUCUGCAACUUCUAUAUGGACGACUUCCUCAGCUCGGAGCCAAACAGCGACUCGGCUAUUUCUAGCCUCACAGCAGUGACAGCACUCGUAUCUCGAGGAGGCUUCAGACUCACCAAAUGGCUCAGCAAUUCUCGUGACGUCCUCGCCGCUGUGCCAGAGUCCGAACGUACACCAUCAGCGGCAGAUCUGACCGUGCAGCUGCCGACAGAACGCGUCCUCGGUCUGCUGUGGGACGCAGAGACUGACCUGCUAAGGCUGCAUGUUCAUCACCGAACUGUGCCUCCUACAAAACGGGGUAUCCUUCAGAUGGCUGCCUCCAUCUACGAUCCACUUGGAUUCGCCUCUCCAUUCACUCUUCUCGCAAGAAUCGUGAUGCAGAAGCUGUGGGCACUGAAACUCGACUGGGACUGUGAGCUCACAGGAACGACGGCGGAGGAAUGGACUCGUUGGACAGGAGAAUUGGCGUGCCUAGAAGCACUCAUCGUUCCUCGGAGCUUCAAAGCAUGCGACUCACCUGCACAUGAUCGGCAGCUUCACAUAUUUUGUGAUGCUUUCGAGCUCGCCUUCGGGGCCGUGGCCUACCUCAGAGAGACAUCGGCUGACGGCACUGUGUCUGUCUCUUUCGUCAUGAGCAAGACUCGAGUCGCUCCAUUAAAGAAGAUGACUAUCGUUCGGCUUGAAACUCAAGCGGCUGUGCUAGCCGUUCGACUGGCAGACGCCAUCAGAAGAGAACUGAAGCUCGCAAUUGAUGGAGUCAACUUUUGGAGCGACAGUAUGGUGGUUCUCCAAUACAUCAACAACGAAAGCAGGCGCUUCCACACGUUCAUCGCCAACCGAAUAGCGGAGAUUCGCCAAGGCUCAGAACCAUCGCGGUGGCGGCAUGUCCCAGGAUACCUAAACCCGGCGGACGACUGCUCGCGGGGUCUGCCGGCUUCUCAGUUGACACCGGAUAGCCGCUGGAUUCAAGGACCUGCCUUCCUUCGCCAGCCGCCGGAUCAAUGGCCUUCAGAGGUUCGCCAAAAGGCCAUAAACGAUGGUGAUCCCGAGGUCAGGGUCGUGAAUCUCACCUCCACUGAUCUCAGCACAGGGAUUGUUCUCCCUGACCCCAGCAGAUUCUCAAGCUGGACUCGCUACAAACGCUCCGUCGCCUGGCUGAUGCGGUUUCUCUGCAACUUCGUGGCCAGACACGGCUCUCAAGAAGAGCAAGAAUGGCGCCGUGCUGGCACGCUCUCGGUGACAGAGUUGAACGAUGCAGAAAACCUUAUUCUGCGCAAGAUGCAAAAUGAUCAGUAUCAUCAGGAACUGAUCGACCUGAAGAACGGCAGAUCGGUCUCUAGCAAGAGUAGUCUGCUGGCACUCUCACCCUGGCUGGAUGAAGACGGUGUCAUUCGGGUCGGUGGUCGGCUCCUCAACGCACCGCUCCCAGCCACGGCUCGCCAUCCAGUGAUCCUGUCUCGCAGCAGUGAAGUGACUCGAUUAGUAGUCACGCACUUCCACAGCCAGCUUCUGCACGCUGGCGCCGAACACGUCAUCAAUGAAGCCAGACAGCUGUACUGGAUCCCCAGGGCACGGGCGACAGUGCGGAAGAUCCUGUCAGCCUGCCCGCUCUGUCGACGAAGACGAGCCCAGCCUCAAACGCCAAGAAUGGCUGCGCUUCCGAAAGCGCGCUUAGCUGUGACACACCCAUUCUGCAACGUCGGCAUCGAUUACUUCGGCCCGAUACUCACCAAAGUAGGCAGGAAGACGGAGAAGCGAUACUGUCUGCUGGUGACAUGUAUGUCUACCAGAGCAGUCCACCUCGAACUAUCGACAUCUUUAAGCACCGAAUCGUUCCUCAUGGCCUUCCAGCGUUUCGUCGCUCGUCGCGGUAGGCCAGCUUCGGUGUACUCGGAUAACGGAACCAACUUCCGCCGAGGGGAAGCUGAACUCCUACGUCUUCUAACCGACUUAAAUCAAGGCUGCAUCAGUGAUCGGCUCGCCCAAGACAACAUCCGCUGGUUUUUCAAUCCUCCCAACGCAUGCCAUAUGGGAGGUAUUUGGGAGCGAAUGGUGGCAACCGUGAAACGAGCACUCCGAGUAGUCCUUGGAAACUUCAUCGUUCAUGAAGAAGCUCUACUGACCGCUAUCGCAGAAGUAGAGGCAGUCAUCAACAGUCGACCUUUGACGCACGUCAGCUCAGAAGCCAGUGACUUUGAAGCGCUCACUCCCAGUCACAUCCUUCUCGGCAGACCGGCGUGUCUCCUGCCGUCUCAGCUCAGUGACUCAUCACGAAUGAAUGUCAGGAGUCACUGGCGGCAAGCACGAGCCAUAGCCACACAGUUCUGGCGAAGAUGGCUCAGGGAAUACGUCCCCACCCUCGCUCAGCGCACCAAAUGGACGUCAGACGUUCGGAACCUGCGCGUCGGAGACUUGGUGCUGCUAGCCGGCGACGACACGCCAAAGGGAUUGUGGCCGCUGGCUCGAGUCGCUCAGGUGUACCCUGGACCCGAUGGUCGUGUCCGUUCUGUGGAUAUAGUGACCGCUAGAGGACGUCUCCGCCGUCCUGCUAGCAAAGUGUGUCUCCUCGAGGGGAGUGAUGAUGAUGGUGAUUAGUGGUGCAACUGCGCUCUGCCCAGUGUGUGUAUCGGUGGGCAUGGUGCCAAGGGUGACGACGGGUCACUCUUGGGGGGGAGGAUGUCGCCGCCGUAGCGGCUCCAGUGUGUUAUGGCACGCGCCAUUUUGCAUAUUUUCACGCAGUCGGAAUUUCGUCGGUGCUAUUGUUGUCGUGUGAAUGAACUCGUUGAAAUUAGAAGGACAAAUGGCGGACAAU
Amphibalanus amphitrite is the source of this 3081-nucleotide messenger RNA. RefSeq lists its product as uncharacterized. The transcript is spliced from 2 exons. NCBI's taxonomy places the organism in Eukaryota, Metazoa, Arthropoda, Thecostraca, Balanomorpha, Balanidae. The record is from RefSeq and is a predicted model, not a curated record. Gene Ontology annotation, biological process: DNA integration. The coding region runs from base 57 to 2864 and encodes 935 amino acids. Gene Ontology annotation, molecular function: nucleic acid binding.